GUCCGCAAACAAAAACAGUUCAACAUUACUAAUUUGACAUAAAUCAAAGGACUUUUAAGACUUUUAAAUACCCAAACAUCAGUUUCAACAUGAAGUUCAGUGUUGCAUUUGCUUUGUUGGUGAUCGUCGGCUUUGUGGCCAGCGGCGAUGCCUUGCCAGCCAGGAAAAGAAUGGUCUACUAUCAGCAACCCGCCGCGGCCGAGUGGUACGGAUCUGCUCCCCAGCAGAGGAUUAUGUACAUGCAGUAUGUGCAGCCAGGACGCACGCAUGCGCGCUCCACUCAAGCGGCCAGCGCACUUGUGGCUGGCGAAACUGUUGCCACAGGCACAUAUCUAAAGGAUUGCAAUCACGCAGAGUCCGAGUUGGCAGUCAACGCCGAUGGCAUUAGCGCAGAGAGUGCCCAGGCUGAUGAUGUCUUGAGCGCAGCCGGUGCUCAUGGUGCCAGUUCCGUGGCCGAAGCCUAUCCUGAGGAAGCACCUGUCGUCCAGAUCGCCAUUGAUAGCAGUGACAGCGUCGAUGCCGAAGCUCAACCCGCUGAGGCUGAAAGCGAUGAUGCCGCCAAGGUACCUCGUGACUUUAACUUUGCCGCCGAGGAAGCUGCUCCAGCCGUUGAACAACCUGUGCCAGAGCCAGCUGUUGCCCAGAUUGGCGCCGAUGAUGAUGCGCUGCCCGCUCCAGCUCCAAUUGCACCCGUUGCCGCUAUCGUUCCCACCAACCGUUAUCUGCCCGCCAAGAAGAAGGUGAUCGUUGAGCUGGACCAGUCUGCUGAGGAUGCUGAGGAAGCCCAAGUAGCUGCUUUUGAGGAUGAGGAGGUCGAGAAUGCUGUUGCCGAUGAUGUUGAAGAGGAUGAGGAAGAGUUGGCCGUGCCCGUCAAGCCCGUAGCUAAGUACCCUGCCCGUGUGCCCAACGCUCGCCGUCCUGCUGCCAAGAAGCCCGUCCCCGUUGCUGGCAAGCCAGUAAAGAAGCCCGCUGCUCCUCUGCCCGCCGGAACCUUCUUCCCAAUUGACUUCGGUGGCACCAACGGUGGCGCCAUUGCCAUUGCCAACUCGUUCAGCACCGGUGAGGGCGGCUCUGCCACCUCGCACGCCAUCGCGUACGGCUCUCCGGAUGCAGUUCGCGCUCGUGUCCGUCCCAACCCCAGCAAGCGUCGCCAUUAAUCUGUUGCUUCCAUAGCAUAGCUUCACGACUGACGCUCAUCCCCAUUGCGACGUCACUUGAAUACUUACCACCAAUUCUUGCUAACGCAUCAGGCGAUGCAACGAUACUUUAACUUUGAGUC
Drosophila hydei is the source of this 1279-nucleotide messenger RNA. RefSeq names its product transcriptional regulatory protein AlgP. The transcript has 3 exons. The record is from RefSeq and is a predicted model, not a curated record. NCBI's taxonomy places the organism in Eukaryota, Metazoa, Arthropoda, Insecta, Diptera, Drosophilidae. The coding region runs from base 90 to 1157 and encodes 355 amino acids.